AUGAAUAAAACAUUAUUGCUCAACUAGAGUAAAAAAAUAUUCUAACUUAAUAUGAAAAAUUAAAUAUUGGCAACUCUGAUAAUUUUGAAUAGCUUGUUCAGUGUUAAGGAAAAGGAACAAGAAAAUUUUAGGUAAAGUUGUGAAACUUUACAUGAAGGUUUUUCGUGUUCAGACUAUUAAGCUUGGAAAAUAGAAAACCAAAAAGAUUACAGAUAAGAUUUAUAAUCUUAGGGUUUUAGAUUUUGUCCUAAAUGUUCUGUCUUAACUGAGAGGAUAGAUGGGUAACACGAUGAAAUUUAUAGUCAUUUAAAUGAUAUUCAUGGUGGGUAUUUUGGAGAUACUGAUGAUGAAGACGAUUAUGAAGAAGAAGAGGAGGAGGAGGAUUAAGAUGAAAAUGAUGAUUAAGAUGAAGAGGAGGAUUAAGAUGAAGAGGAGGAUUAAGAUGAAGAUGAGGAUUAAGAUGUAGGUAAUGUAGAUGAACCAGAUUAUUGA
This is a messenger RNA of Tetrahymena thermophila SB210, 492 nucleotides long. RefSeq lists its product as hypothetical. Lineage: Eukaryota; Ciliophora; Oligohymenophorea; Hymenostomatida; Tetrahymenidae. The transcript has 4 exons. The record is from RefSeq and is a predicted model, not a curated record.